Messenger RNA from Scaptodrosophila lebanonensis, 2515 nucleotides. RefSeq names its product ESF1 homolog. The coding region runs from base 99 to 2417 and encodes 772 amino acids. Gene Ontology annotation, biological process: rRNA processing. Gene Ontology annotation, cellular component: nucleus. The record is from RefSeq and is a predicted model, not a curated record. Gene Ontology annotation, molecular function: RNA binding. The transcript has 2 exons. Lineage: Eukaryota; Metazoa; Arthropoda; Insecta; Diptera; Drosophilidae.
CCGCUCAUGUGGCAACACUACUUCUGAUCUGACUAUUUAAUCGCACGUGUUCAAGUUUUUUGAGUUGGAUUUGUUUAACUUGUUAUUGUGAUAUCAAAAUGGCCAAAAAGCCGGCACAGGUCGAGGGGGUCGAGCAUCCGUCGACAUCACAGCAAGCACAAACUAUAGAGAAGACCGCCGACAAUGGUAUUUGGAAAGAUGAGCGUUUUCAACACUUGUUGGCGGAUCCGCGCUUUAGAGGCGUCCCUAAGGUGCAGCGCAAAGUCAAGAUUGAUAAACGCUUCCAAGGCAUGUUUAAUGAUGAGAAGUUCAAAGUGAAGUACACAGUGGACAAAUAUGGUAGACCUGUCAAUAAAAGCAACGCGGAAGAUUUGCGAAAAUUCUAUGAGCUUGAUGGCAGCAGCGAAUCUGACGGCGAUGAUAAUUCUCAAGCUGGAAAGACUGAUGUAAAAGAAAGCAGCAGCGAGGACGAAGAGCAGCAGGAGCGCCGCCAGGAAGAGUUGGCCAUUGCACGCGAUGAGAAUGACAUACACAAAAGCGAUAUAGAAGACGUUGAUGAUGAUGAACCGACGACACUGCGGGAACGUUUAACCAACCCUGACAUUGACUAUGCACGCGGCGAGGGUUGCCUAGUGACAGACUCAUCGACUGGUGAGGAGAGUAGCGACGAAGAAGAUGCCGAUGGACCCGAGCUGCAAAUCGAUCAUGUGUGGGGCGAAUUGGACAAUGAUGCGGAAACCACUGAAGAGUCAACGCGACGAUUGGCCGUUUGCAACAUGGACUGGGAUCGCAUACGCGCACAGGAUUUGCUAGUUUUAUUUAGUUCUUUUCUUCCGCCUGGUGGCACAAUUCGAAGUGUUAAAAUAUAUCCCUCGGAGUACGGCAAGGCUCGUAUGGCCGAGGAAGAAGUACACGGCCCAACAGAGCUGGUGGGCCUGGGGAAGGAUACCUCAACCAAAGCACAGGAAAACAUCGGUGAGGAUUCGGACGAGGAGCUUGUGCAGGAGCAGGACAGUGAUGCCGAGGAGGGCGACGAUUACCACAUGGAGAAGCUUCGUCAGUAUCAGCUAAACCGAUUGCGUUACUAUUAUGCCGUUGUGGAAUGUGACAGUGUGGCGACCGCUGAUAAAGUGUACAAGGAGUGCGAUGGCAUUGAGUACGAGAGCUCGGCUACGCGUGUCGAUUUGCGCUUCAUACCCGACGAUACAACAUUCGAUAAUGAUACGCCACGAGACAUAUGCACGGAGCUGCCCGACGCGAAUAGCUACAAACCUAGACAGUUCACUACGACAGCCCUCCAGCAGGCCAAAGUCGAUCUGACCUGGGACGAAACUGCAAUGGAUCGGCGGGAGCUGGGUGACAAGCUAUCCAGUGGCAAGGUUGACCAGCUUAACGACAAGGAACUACGCCAGAUUGUUGCUUACAGCACAGAGGAAGAGUCUGAGGAGGAGGGGCCAGAUGCAAAGCCAGCGGCACAGUCCAAAACGCAACCGCUAAAGCAUGCUAAGCAGAAGGAGCGCAUUGAAAUGUAUAAAGGUUUGCUGGCCGAAAUCAAUGAACAGGAGGCUAAAUCCAAGGAACAAAAAUACGAGAUGGAAAUGUCGUGGAACAUCGAUGCACCCGAAAACAGCCAGCAGGGAUCUGAAGAUGAAAAUGAGGCAGAAGCAAGCAGUAAAUCACAGCUAACGCCCAUCGAAAAGGUGAUGCAGAAACGCAGUGAGAAGAAUAAGCUGCGUAAAGAGCAGCGUAGACGCAAGCAGCUCGAAGCACGUGGUGUUGAUCUCGCUGCGGCCAAUGAUAGCGACGACGACUCAAUACCCGACGGCAUUGACAUGAAUGAUGCGUACUUUGCUGAUGAAUUCGCCAAUGGUGACUAUGAGCCACCGAAGGCGGCAAAGAAAUUAAAGAACAAGAAGAACAAGCAUAGUCAAUUGAAUGAAGCCGAAGGGGACGAGGAAAGGCGACAGCAGCAGGAGUUAGCACUACUACUCGACGAUAGCGAUGAUCACGAAUCAGUGGCCGGCGCAAAGAAGCAGCACUUCAGUUUGACUAAAAUCCUGAAAACCGAGAACGAGAGCAACACAAAACGCAAACGACGCAAGCAGCUGAAGAAGGCCAAGGGAGGUGGUGUGGCCAGCAAGGAGCUGGACGAUAAUUUCCGUCUUAAUCUGGACGACUCACGUUUUACGGCUGUCUAUAAAUCACACGAAUACAACAUCGAUCCCACAGACUCCCACUUCAAGGGCACCAAGGGUAUGCAACAGAUCAUAGGCGAGAAGUUGAAGCGACGUCAAAAGCAAUUGGAAUGUGACGAAGUAUCGACGGCGCAGCUACCAAAGCGGUCCAAGCAGCAAUUGGAAAACAAUUUGCUGGUGAAUAGUUUGAAGCGCAAGAUCAAGCAGCAACAGAAGCUGUAGAGCAACAGCCGGAAGGAGUAUAUAAAUUUGUUUUUUUUUUAUUUUUAUUCUUGAUACGGAUUACAUUAGUAUACAAUAAAAAAAAAGGUACAUAAAAA